AUGUCGGUUAUCUUCUUUCGUGACUCCGGAUGCGGACGUCCCUCAUUGAGUGCAACCACCAAACUCCCCCUAGGCUGGUGCCUUAAUGUGCCACCGAAUGUCUUCAGCAUAACGGUCGACGCAUUUGCCGCGUGCCCAAACAGUGGCACGCCGGUUCUUAUCGUCUCCGCAAAGUCGAACUGCCCAAAUCCUGACUACCUGUUGACGGAGUCUUCGACCUCGUCGUCCAAGCUGGCAACAUCAACGACCAGGGCACCCAGCAUUCCACGACCGACCGUCACAGAAUCGUGCAGGCCUGGAGACAACGCCAAGACGGCAGGCGGUGGAGAUUCGCAAGAAGACUCGAGCAGCUGCCCGCAGGCUCUUUCUGAAAGAGCCAAUAUGGGCUCUCCCAGUGGAAGAUCUGGAGAAUCCUCAGGAGGGAGCUCGUGGGGGCCUGCCGGAGGUGGUGGUGGUGGUGGAGGUGGAAGGGAAAGCGGCGGGGGAACUUCUUCAGGCUCUUCGGACGGCAGCUCGGACAGCAGCUCGGACUCCAGUGAGAGGGACUGGGUGAUGAUCACAGCGAACGGGGGUUGUUAUUCUUUACCAUCCGGGGAUAACAUUGGGAGCAUCGAAUUUGCGUGUCCGGCGCUUACAGGGCCGGGGCCGACUGCGACGGCAGUUCUCUACAGCGGCGGAGCUCGUCGACCCUUUAGGAAGUCUAUGCUGGUCAUUUCUUGCGUUGUAUCGUGCAUUCUUGCAUUUACAGCGGCGGGCAUGGUUGUUGCAUAG
Neoarthrinium moseri is the source of this 771-nucleotide messenger RNA. RefSeq lists its product as uncharacterized. The coding region runs from base 1 to 771 and encodes 256 amino acids. The record is from RefSeq and is a predicted model, not a curated record. The transcript has a single exon. NCBI's taxonomy places the organism in Eukaryota, Fungi, Ascomycota, Sordariomycetes, Amphisphaeriales, Apiosporaceae.